Molecule: messenger RNA, 3613 nt
Organism: Onychostruthus taczanowskii (white-rumped snowfinch)
Lineage: Eukaryota; Metazoa; Chordata; Aves; Passeriformes; Passeridae
Gene: CDC73
Product: cell division cycle 73
Exons: 17
Coding region: 31-1626 (531 amino acids)
Biological process (GO): transcription elongation by RNA polymerase II; positive regulation of transcription elongation by RNA polymerase II
Cellular component (GO): Cdc73/Paf1 complex
Molecular function (GO): RNA polymerase II complex binding
Source: RefSeq, a predicted model, not a curated record
GGCGGCCGGAGCGGUGGCGGCCGGGCGAAGAUGGCGGACGUGCUGAGCGUGCUGCGGCAGUACAACACGCAGAAGAAGGAGAUCGUGGUCAAGGGCGACGAGGUGAUCUUCGGAGAGUUCUCCUGGCCCAAGAACGUCAAGACCAACUAUGUCAUCUGGGGGACAGGGAAAGAGGGCCAGCCCAGGGAAUACUACACUUUGGAUUCUAUCUUGUUCCUGCUCAAUAAUGUGCACCUUUCCCAUCCUGUGUAUGUCCGUCGUGCUGCAACUGAAAACAUUCCUGUGGUAAGAAGACCUGAUAGGAAAGACUUGCUUGCAUACCUAAAUGGGGAAACAUCAACCUCAUCAAGCAUAGACAGAAGUGCUCCACUUGAAAUUGGUCUUCAGCGAUCCACUCAAGUUAAAAGAGCAGCAGAUGAAAUAUUAGCAGAAGCAAAGAAACCAAGAAUAGAGGAUGAGGAGUGUGUGCGCCUCGACAAGGAGCGCUUGGCAGCUCGGCUGGAAGGACACAAAGAGGGCAUCGUGCAAACGGAGCAGAUCAGGUCCUUGUCUGAAGCUAUGUCAGUGGAAAAAAUUGCUGCUAUCAAAGCCAAAAUCAUGGCAAAGAAAAGAUCCACUAUCAAAACUGAUCUGGAUGAUGACAUAACUGCUCUUAAACAGAGAAGUUUUGUUGAUGCUGAAGUGGAUGUAACUAGAGAUAUUGUCAGCAGGGAGAGAGUAUGGAGGACAAGAACUACAAUCUUACAAAGCACAGGCAAGAACUUUGCCAAGAAUAUUUUUGCAAUUCUUCAAUCAGUCAAAGCCAGAGAAGAAGGCCGAGCACCUGAGCAAAGACCUGCACCAAACACAGCACCAACGGAUCCCACUUUACGAAAUAAGCAACCUAUUCCAGCUGCAUACAACAGAUAUGAUCAGGAAAGAUUUAAAGGCAAAGAGGAAACGGAAGGCUUCAAGAUUGACACCAUGGGCACCUACCACGGGAUGACUCUGAAGUCUGUGACGGAAGGUGCAUCUGCUCGAAAAACACAAACUCCGGCAGCACAGCCUGUGCCACGACCAGUUUCUCAAGCAAGACCACCUCCAAACCAGAAAAAAGGAUCUCGAACUCCCAUAAUCAUUAUUCCAGCAGCCACGACCUCUUUAAUAACAAUGCUUAAUGCAAAGGACCUUCUGCAAGAUCUGAAGUUUGUACCAUCAGAUGAGAAGAAGAAGCAGGGCUGUCAACGAGAGAAUGAGACUCUAAUACAGAGGAGGAAGGACCAGAUGCAGCCGGGGGGAACCACAGUCAGCGUCACUGUCCCUUACCGGGUCGUGGAUCAACCUCUGAAACUCAUGCCACAGGACUGGGACCGCGUGGUGGCCGUGUUUGUCCAGGGCCCUGCCUGGCAGUUCAAGGGCUGGCCUUGGCUCCUGCCGGAUGGAUCUCCUGUUGAUAUCUUUGCAAAAAUUAAAGCUUUUCAUCUCAAAUACGAUGAAGUGCGCCUGGAUCCCAACGUACAGAAAUGGGAUGUAACAGUGUUAGAGCUCAGCUACCACAAAAGACACUUGGACAGGCCGGUAUUCCUACGCUUCUGGGAAACUUUGGACAGGUAUAUGGUAAAGCACAAAUCUCACUUGAGAUUCUAAAUCCUUCAGCUGCCAUUUAUUUCCUGAAGUAUGGAUUGAAAAAAAUGGAAGGGGCUCCAGUUUGGAGACCAGAGCUCGCACUAUAUAUGUCAAGAACUUUACAAAUGAGGAAGGGUCACAGUUUAAACUUUUUAUAAAAUCUUAUUUGGAUGAUUCAUGCCAUGGCAGGUUGAUACCUGUUAUUCAGAAGCAAAGGGGUUUUGCUUAAAACUAUUUUUUUAAUGUUGUUAGCCUUCUAGUCUGCAAUCCAAAUUGUAUAUUUUGAUAGCAGCAGUUUCUUCUCUGUUUUGUUAAAUUAGCCACAUUUUUAAAGAAUGUGUUUUGUUCCCGAGUAGGUGAUAGCUGGAUCUCCACGGCGGGUUCCCCACGUGUGUGUGCGUGUGUGCGUGUGCGCACGGGCGUGUGUAAAUAAAUGUGUGCCUGUGUCUGCAGAUAUAGUGUACAAAAAAGUUACAGACACACUGAGGCACACGUAGGUGUUCCCAGGCUUUCUGAACCACUUAGCUUCUGAGCUUAGUUUGGGGUUUCUUUGCUUACUGUUUCACUUACUGAAAAUAUUUUGUUGUGAAUGAUAUUACAUUUUAGUCAAUAGGACUUGCAAACUGAGCAAAGUGAAAGUUGUUUUCGAUAAAUCAAAAUGUCAACCUGUAUAUGUAUAUUCUGUCAGUCUUUGUUGAAAAAGGGAAGAUCAAAAAUCUAUUAACUCUUUUUUUGGAUUUGUAAUGUCCCAGUUUACUAAAUCUUGAAAAUUUAUUAUAGGCAUACCUUCAAGUCAUGGUAACUCUAAAUUGCCAUUCUCCACGCGCGUCUCUUUCUUUAAACUGAAAGUAUGCAUGUGUACAUUCCCAUCUAGCAAAUACCUUUGCAUAUGAGUCUAAAUGUUACCUAGAUUAAAUGAUGAAUAGAGGAGGAGACAGUUGGAUUCUUUUUUUUUCCUGGAACAGCCACCACAAGGAAUGAAUAAUUUUAACUUCUUUGCAUUUAUACCUCUAAUACUAUUUUCUUGUGACAAAAGUAGCCCAGACUCUCAACAGGAGUUGUAAUUUUCUGAGCUGAGUGGCUAAUAUGGCCUCCCAAGAGUCCUGCGUUGGAAUGGAAAAUCAGCCUUCUCAAAUUACCAAAGAACAGAUUUGCUUCAUCUACAGUGUGAGGCCAGAGGAUCCUGGUAUUUGUACCAAUUUACAGCAUCUCUGAAUCUAUGGAAUAACGUUAAGUUGAUGUUGCAUACCAGUGAAUGUAGAGAAUGAUCAAAUACUGUAACACCUGCAUGAUUUUUUUUCUGGGAUAGAAAAUACAUGUUUAUAUUCCUGUUCUUGAAAUUCCAAACCAUGUUUUUUUAAUAUACUUUACAUUUAAGGUUUGACAAAAAUAAAAUGUUCUACCUAUUCUGUUUUGGUUUUUAUUUGAUGUUAACUUCAUUUUUAAUAGAACCCCAAGUCACAUAUCCAUAACAGGUUUUUAAAACUAUGUCUUAAGUUUAUGAGGACUGUGAGGUCUGACUUUUAAUUGUAUAUUUCCAUCCCUGCUAUAUUGAGACUGUAUUUUCAAAUGGUCUUAAUGGAACUGUAAAAUCUCAAACCACCAAAGCAACCCUCCGUGAAUCCCAAGAUGAGAAGCAGCUGACCCUGGAUUUUGGAAUGGAUUCAGUGUGGUGACUGGGAAGACUGGGCACUGCAGAACCUCUGGGAAGUCUGUUUGUGUGGGCAGUUGGGCAGUACCCUGUUACCAUGUUUUCCUUGUACUCAAGCUUAUUAGAAAUGUGUCCAUGCCAUACUAGAGCUGGCUGAAACACUGAGUGCUUGGUUUUACCUGUACUGUACAGAGCAAAGCUGUAAUGGCUUCUUCCAGCAUUGUAGCUGCUACCACGUGGUAGCAAUUUAUAGCACAUUUCUUCUUUAAACAGUGAGAUAUCAUGUAUGCCUUCUUCAACUUGAGCAUUUCCAAAUAGAAAUGUCAUUUUUUCAGACUUAAUAAGUACAUCAUGGCC